CCACGCGACCAACGAGUGAGCCCGCGCCCUCCACGACAACAUGCUGCUCCGCGCCCCUCCCCAGACGCUGUGGCCGUCGCCGCGGCCGCGGCUGCUCUCCCCCGCGCCGCGAUGCUCCAAUUCCAACGACGCCCAGCCGUCGCCGGCGCCUUCAUCCCAAACGGCCGCCGCCGGCAGCGUUCGUCGCCUGGUGCUCCCACCCGAGGGCCGCGCGAAGCUGGACCCGCGCCCGGACCGCGACUUCUACGCGUUCCCGCGGCUCGUGACGCACGUGGACGACGGCUUCAUCGCCGCGCUCACGGACCUCUACCGGGAGCGCCUCUGCGCCGGGUGGGACGUGCUCGACCUCAUGAGCUCCUGGGUCAGCCACCUGCCGCCGGAGGUCCCGUUCCGCCGCGUCGUCGGCCACGGCCUCAACGCGCAGGAGCUCGCCCGGAACCCGCGCCUCGACUACUUCUUCGUCAAGGACCUCAACACGGACCAGCAGCUCGAGCUCGAGAGCGGCAGCUUCGACGCCGUGCUCUGCACCGUCAGCGUGCAGUACCUGCAGUCCCCUGAGAAGGUGUUCGCGGAGAUCCUCCGGGUGCUGAAGCCGGGGGGAGUGUGCAUCGUGAGCUUCAGCAACCGGAUGUUCUACGAGAAGGCCAUCGCCGCGUGGCGGGAGGGCACCGCGUACAGCCGCGUCCAGCUCGUGACGCAGUACUUCCAGUGCGUGGAGGGGUUCACACAGCCCGAGGUGAUCAGGAAGCUGCCGUCGGCUGGCGGGUCGGCGUCGGUGUCGCCGCUGGACGCCGUGAUGAGGCUGUUCGGCAUGGCCAGCUCCGACCCGUUCUACGCCGUCAUCUCGUAUAGGAACUUCAAGCCAAUGUAAAGCCAUAGAUAGAUUACCAAAAAAAAUUGCUACAACUGGGAUCUGUAGUGAGAAAGAUAGUUUGCAGAUGUGCACUGGUACUCCAGUGGCGAUCAGCUGAAAGUUAAGGUGCAGAGACAUCGUACAUCGAACAACAGAUUCAGACA
Molecule: messenger RNA, 1017 nt
Organism: Setaria italica (foxtail millet)
Lineage: Eukaryota; Viridiplantae; Streptophyta; Magnoliopsida; Poales; Poaceae
Exons: 2
Coding region: 41-871 (276 amino acids)
Molecular function (GO): S-adenosylmethionine-dependent methyltransferase activity
Source: RefSeq, a predicted model, not a curated record